AUGCCGAACAAUCCCUCUGCUGCUCACGCUCGCCUUCCCCGCCCGCUUGUCGUCAGUGGGUCCAUCAUCGAGAUAUCAGAUUCAGAAGACGACUAUGAACACAUUGGCUGGCCUUCUCCAUCUCAGAAGGCUCCACUCAAGGUUGCAUCAGGGGCACUGGACAAUGGUGCCACUCCGGCGGCACGAGACAAAGCAGUACCUCCAGAACGUAAGGGUGAAAACGCGCCACCCCAUGCAGUAGCGACUCUCUCGCAAACACCCUCGAUUCAAGUGCUCAUGGAGCCCCCGAAACCCGAUCUCGUUAUCCCCCAAGACCAACUCCGGCAGGUUCUCGAAGUCGUACCAGACGUACAGCCUGAGUACGCUCAGGAGCUUCUGACGGAAUCCAAGACGGUUGAAGCCACGCUGAACGCUCUGUUCGAGAAUCCAGCAUAUCCAAAGGUUGACAGGAAGGGAAAGCGGAAGGCUGAAGACCCUAUGGGCAAGGAGAGGGGACAGCCGAAACCAAAGAUUGAUUAUUCGACCACGGAGAGGCCAACUCUCGGCGGGCCAUACUAUUAUGAGCUGGCGUUGGAACAACUCCAAGUCGACUUUCCAUUAAUCCCCAAACCGUACAUUCGAUCAGUGCUUCUACUAAAGAAAGGAUUAUACGUUCCUGCGCAUCUACAGCUUCUCGUAGACUCAAAGCUCCCGAUUCUACCCUACAAGCGUAAGGUUAUAGCCUACCGCUCGAAAGGUAAAGCACCGUUAGUGGAGGAUCCUGACUUCACCACCGAGCGCGAAUGGCUUGUCCACAAGCUCCAAGAAGGCGCACUGGUGCCGAACGCAACGGGUUCGUCCCAGCAGUCCAUUACACCAAGCGAUGUCGAGGACGGCAUCGAGUGCGGCUGUUGUUUUACUUCAUACCCCUUUGAAAAAAUGGUACAAUGUCCAGAUGCUCAUCUCUUUUGCUCGGAGUGCAUGGUUUCAUACGCAGAGAACCUACUAGGCUCACACAACCCCAAUAUCGUAUGCAUGGACCAAUCCGGGUGUAAACUCGCCUUCCCGGAUUCAGAGCUACGACGUUUCUUGGAUGAUAAACUACUGGAGCUAUAUGAACGCGUUAAACAGCGCAAAGAGAUAGAAAUGGCUGGGUUAGAGGGGCUGGAGGAGUGUCCUUUUUGCGAGUACAAGGUAGUUAUUGAGAAUCCAGAGGAGAAGCUAUUUAGAUGUGAAAGAGAAGAAUGCGGCGCCGUUAGCUGUCGAGCGUGUAAGAAGCUGGAUCAUCUACCGAAGAGUUGCAAAGAAAUGGAGGCUGAGAAAUUGCUGGACGGACGUCACGCCAUCGAAGAAGCUAUGACCCAAGCCCUGUUGCGAAAUUGUCCCAAAUGCGAGAAAGCCUUUAUCAAAGAAGCUGGAUGCAACAAGAUGACAUGCCCGAACUGCCGCACUCUGUCGUGCUAUGUCUGUAGGAAGGUUAUCACCGGCUACGAACAUUUCAACCAGAAUCCUCAUGCUCCUCAGGCAAGUGCGAACUCAAACAAAUGUCUUCUGUGGGAUCAAGUAGAACAAAGACACGCUGACGAGGUCAAAGCCGCCGCAGAACGUGCUACCGAGGCCUAUCGACGUGACAAUCCAGAUGUAGCACAGGAGGACAUCAAGGUCGAUCUACCAGCUGCACCGAAAGCCCCUGCUCCUCUGGCUAUGCAGGCCCUAGUGGUUCCCCGUCUUGAUCUUCCGAUUCCCGCGCGCCCACCGCUUGACGUCGGCGCGCUGGCCGCAGAGAUAUUCAACGAGCAUCGUAUGGGCGCGGCACAAAGAGAUCAGAUGAUAAGGCAAUGGGCGGGUCAGCAGCAUGUCCCAGCGCCCAUGCCACAGCCCAUCCUCAGGCUCCCUGCCGUAGCAGUACCACCGCAACGUAUUCAGGUGCUGCCACAUAUUCCGAGAGCCCCUCCCGUUCAACAGGCUGCUAUUCCGAGAGCUAGACGUCGCAGGAGAUGA
This is a messenger RNA of Pleurotus ostreatus (oyster mushroom), 1980 nucleotides long. RefSeq lists its product as uncharacterized. The record is from RefSeq and is a predicted model, not a curated record. NCBI's taxonomy places the organism in Eukaryota, Fungi, Basidiomycota, Agaricomycetes, Agaricales, Pleurotaceae. Gene Ontology annotation, molecular function: zinc ion binding. The transcript has 10 exons. Bases 1 to 1980 code for a protein of 659 amino acids.